AUGGCGUCGUUCGAUUGGACGCUCAUCGCCGUCAUCAUCGCCGUCGUCGCGAUUCCGCAAUUCGCCGACGCCCUCCGAUGCAAAUGCACAAAAGAGUCGGAGACGGUCACGUGUACCGAAGGCGUCUGCGAGACCGAUGUUGGAUCAUGCUUGAUGCUUGACCAUCCGACGAUGGGCGUUCACUACACUUGCCACACACGCGGUCUCAAAGACGGAAACUGCCAUAAUCGGACGUCGAAGAGCGGCUUGUCGGUUCGAAUAUGCGGAUGCACUGCGCCGGAUUUUUGCAACUAUUCCAUGUGGCCAGAUAAAAAACCCCACCACAAACACCACCAUCACCAUCAGAAGCAUCAUAACACCGAGGAGCCGCACAACGAGCAAAUCAACUCGUCAUCGACGAAACUCGCGAUCAUCUCAAUUAUUACUGCAUUAGGUGGUCUUUGUCUGCGUUUCCCACUACAAACCCCGUUUUCGGUGCUUAUAAAAGAACGACUUGGCGGCGGCAAUCAAGCGACUAUUCUUCGACUCGAACUCAUGGCGCUGACUCUCACCUAUUUCGAUAUUCGCGGAAUCGGCGAGUAUAUACGUCUUCUUUUCAUUGAUCACGGAAUCGAAUUUGUCGAUCACAGAAUAAAAAAGGACGACGACUGGCCGAAAUUGAAGGAAACCAUGGCUUUUGGCCAAGUUCCUCGUCUGAAGCAUGGAGAUAAGGAAAUCUUCCAAUCUGGCGCAAUCCUGAGACAUCUCGGAAGAGUCUACGGUUUGAACGGAUCGAAUGAGGAUGAGACGACGUUCAUUGAUAUGUUCUUCGAAGGAGUCAAAGAUAUCCGAUUCACCAAAUACGCGCGUUACAUUUACUAUGAUGAGUAUACUCGUGAAGAAACAAUCAACACGGUGCUCCCAACCGAGCUUGAGAAACUUGAGAAACUCUUUAAGACCUAUGCGAACGGAGACCAUUUCAUUGCUGGAGAGAAGGUCAGCUAUGCUGAUUAUGCGUUGUUCGAAGAGCUCGAUGUCUAUUUGACAUUGGAUGCUCACAUUCUCGACAAAUUCCCGAAGUUGAAGGCGUUCCAUGAGCGAUUCUCGCAGAGGCCGAAUUUGAAGGCUCAUUUGGCUAAACGUGUUGAGGACAAAGUGUGGAUUAAUGGAAUUGAGAAACAAUAA
Messenger RNA from Caenorhabditis bovis, 1164 nucleotides. NCBI's taxonomy places the organism in Eukaryota, Metazoa, Nematoda, Chromadorea, Rhabditida, Rhabditidae. The record is from the annotation of a GenBank genome assembly.